AUGUCGGAUCGGUUAGUAACUCCGUCUAACUUUCGCCAACGAAUUCUGAAGCAACUCCAUCGAGGUCAUCCCGGAAUCGAGAGGAUGAAAGCUAUCGCUCGUAGUUAUGUUUUCUGGCCAAAAAUCGACCACGCCAUCGAAAAUUUUAUCAAGAAAUGCAACAACUGUGCCACCCACUCGAAGACACCAACAAAGGUUCCACUGCAAUCAUGGCCGCAACCAACCAAACCAUGGGAACGAAUUCAUAUUGAUUUCGCUGGGCCGUUUUUCGACCAAUAUUUCUUGGUAGUUGUCGAUGCGCAUUCAAAAUGGCCGGUAGUAAAGAUCGUACAAUCUCCAACCACACCAGCAGUUACUGAAUUCCUGGAUGAACUGUUUUCACGAUUUGGAGAUCCAGAAACUGUAGUAUCAGACAACGGUUCGCAGUUUACCUCGGAUCACUUUGCAGCAUUCUGCAAGGAGCAUGAAAUCCAGCAUUUACGAACAGCGCCGUAUCACCCACAAUCGAACGGCCAAGCAGAAAGAUUCUUCGAUACGCUGAAACGUUCGCUGAUGAAAAUUAAUGAGGGGGAGAAGAUUACCAAGACGCUACAAGUAUUCCUUCAGACGUACCGUUCAACACCAAGCCGUACACUACAAGGAAAAUCGCCAACAGAACUGAUGCUGGGUCGGAAGAUGCGGACAAUCCUCAGCCUAAUUAAACCCACACAACGUCAGCCAGCCACCGUGAACCAGAAACAGAAUGAGCAAUUCAACAGAAAACAUGGCACAGUUUCUCGUUCGUUUCAAACUGGAGACAAAGUCUAUGCCAAGGUAUACACUGCCAAUAAGUGGAUCUGGUCAGCAGGAGAAGUUAUCGAAGCUAUUGGUAACGUCAACUACAACGUGUUGCUGGAAGUUCAGCAUAAAAGGCGUAAGCUUAUUCGAUCGCAUGCAAACCAGCUCAAGCACCGUGAAGCAGAUGGCAAUCCACCCGAUUCAACUAGUGAACUGAGCAUUCUAGUUGACAUGUUUGGACUCCAUCCUGUACCAACAUCAACCAUACAUGAGACGACAGCACCACCACCUGUUCUUCCGGACGUUCAAAAAGAUCCAGUUGAGGCACCAGUCGAAACCCCAAUACUACAAGACAUCUCGGAGUUACCAGCUGGACAGGAAAAUGAACCAGAUGAUUGUCAUGAACAACAAGUAGAAGCAGAAAACCCAGAACAACCAGUAACACCUGUUCUCCCAACAUCGGAAUGCAGUUCUGAAAUCCAAAACCGCCCACAACGCUUAAUUAGAAUGCCUUCAAGGUUGGAGCCGUACCUGGUGUUCUGGAAAUAA
Wyeomyia smithii (pitcher-plant mosquito) is the source of this 1326-nucleotide messenger RNA. RefSeq lists its product as uncharacterized. The transcript has a single exon. Gene Ontology annotation, molecular function: nucleic acid binding. The coding region runs from base 1 to 1326 and encodes 441 amino acids. The record is from RefSeq and is a predicted model, not a curated record. Gene Ontology annotation, biological process: DNA integration. NCBI's taxonomy places the organism in Eukaryota, Metazoa, Arthropoda, Insecta, Diptera, Culicidae.